Neomonachus schauinslandi (Hawaiian monk seal) is the source of this 471-nucleotide messenger RNA. RefSeq names its product SCP2 sterol binding domain containing 1 (gene SCP2D1). Gene Ontology annotation, cellular component: cytosol. Lineage: Eukaryota; Metazoa; Chordata; Mammalia; Carnivora; Phocidae. The transcript has a single exon. The record is from RefSeq and is a predicted model, not a curated record. The coding region runs from base 1 to 471 and encodes 156 amino acids.
AUGUGGAAGAGAAUCGACCAUCAACCCAAGAUCAAAGCAGUGGAUGGACCUCAGGCAGGCCAGUUCAAGGAACUGGGUGCAGCUCGGGAACCUGCCAUGCCACACCCUCUAGAGCUGUCAGAAUUCCAGAGCUUCCCUGUGUUUGAGGAUAUUAGCCAUCACAUCAAAGAGGUGGGGGCCCAACUGGUAAAGAAAGUCAAUGCCAUCUUUCAGCUGGACAUCACCAAAGAUGGGAAGACCAUUCUGCAGUGGACCAUUGAUCUGAAGAAUGGCUCUGGGGACAUGUAUCCCGGAUCCGCCAGGCUUCCAGCAGACACUGUCUUCACAAUCCCGGAACCUGUCUUCAUGGAGUUGGUUUUGGGCAAAAUGAACCCUCAGAAGGCUUUCCUUGCUGGCAAGUUCAAAGUGAGCGGCAAAGUUCUGCUUGGCCAGAAGCUGGAGAGAGUUUUCAAAGACUGGGCUAAAUUUUAA